AUGGGAAAAAGAAUAACAUGUAAUAAGGUUUCUUAUAUAAAAAAUGUCAGGGGAGUUUAUAUCGGAAAAAUAAAAAACGGACAAAAGAAUGGAUGGGGUUUACAAAUAAAUAAUAACGGAAAUAAAUAUGAAGGUUUAUUUAAAAAUGAUGAAAAAUAUUUAUUUGGGUUAGAAUUAUUAUGUUGUUUGUGUGGUCAUACAUAUAGGAAUAAAGUUGAAAAUGGAAUGUAUGGAAAAGAUAAAAUUCAUUAUAAAGAUGUAAAUAAUAAUAAUGCUUACUAUAAUAUUAAUCAUAACAAUAUUUAUUGUGAUGAUCAAUUAAACUUUCAUUGUAGUAGUGAAAACGAAUUUGUCAAAGGAAAUAUCUGCAUCCAUGAAAAUAGAUAUAUUUAUAUAGGUAGUUAUAAAAAAGGGAAAAAACACGGAAAAGGUAUUUUAAUUAAUUAUAACAAUUACUUUAUAUACAGUUGUAUAUUUUAUAAAAACAAAAUUAUAUACGUUGACCUUUUAUUUUCAAAUGAUCAAAAAUAUAUGAACAUGAAAAAUAUAGACAUUAAACAUUAUUAUAAUACACAUAAUAAAAAAAAAAUUUAUUUAUUUUUACAAAAAGAAUAUAAAAACAAACUUUUGGGAUUUAUAAAUUUUUAUAAUCAUAUAACACACAAAAUGAAAAAGAAACAAGAAAAUGUUCAUGAUAAAAUCACUUUUUUAAAAUGUAUAAAGGAACUUUUUUUCGUCACACAUACAAAUAGGAAAAACACUCAAAUACAGGAUAUAAUACAUACUUAUAAAAAUUAUAGUUUUAAUAAAAAUGAUAAUACAUAUAAUAUUUUCAAGGAACAAUUACAUAAAAUAAAACAGGCGGGAAAUAAAACACAACAUGAAAACGGACACAUGAAAACAAUUUGUAGACAUGCAGCACAUGAAAAUAUGAUAAUUUAUAACAAAAGGAAAGAAAAUAAUAAGCAUACAUCUACAAGCAGUGAUGAAAAAAAAAAUAAACAUACAUCUACAAGCAGUGAUGAAAAAAAAAAUAAACAUACAUCUACAAGCAGUGAUGAAAAAAAAAAAAAGCAUACAUCUACAAGCAGUGAUGAAAAAAAAAAUAAGCAUACAUCUACAAGCAGUGAUGAAAAAAAAAACAAAAAUACAUCUACAAGCAGUGAUGAAAAAAAAAAUAAGCAUACAUCUACAAGCAUUUAUGAACAAAAAAACAAAAACACAUCUACCAGCAGUGGUGAAAAAAAAAAUGGCUAUUUAUUUUUGUCAGAUGAAAUAAAAACAAAAUAUAAUAUGAUAGAAAAUAUGAAAAAAAAAGAAGAAAGUUAUACAAUGAUUAAUAAUAAUAAAAAGAAAGAAUAUUUUUACAACUUGAAAAGUAUGAUUUAUGAAGAAGUAGAGUUUUCUCAUAAUCAUUCAAUCUGUGAUUAUGAAAAUAAAGAAAAGAAAAAGAAUAUUGAAAUACCUUUUUUUUUAAAAAGACCAAAAAAACAUAAUGAUAUUGAAGAAUUUGUAUUAUUUAAAAAUGCAUAUAACAAAUGUUAUAAUUUAGAAAGUGGUAAGGAUGAUAUUAUUUAUAACUAUCAAAAGGAUAAAAUAAAAAAAGAUAAAUUAAAAGUACCAUUUUUUUUUAAAGAAAAAGGUAUAUAUAAAUUUUUUAAUAACACUACUGAAAAGAAGGAAGAUGAAAAUAUUAUUAUACACAAAAAAAAUGAUGAAAUUAUUUAUACUGAUAAGAUAAUUAAUAAUAUAAGAACAAAUGAUAUUCCAUAUAAUAUUAUACCAAACAAAAGAGAAACGAUUGUAGAUGAUAUAAAUAGUUGUAGUAAUACUUUUUCCACUAAAAGUAAUACAGACACCGCGAAUUCUUAUCAUAUGAAUAUAUAUAGUGGUAGUAAUAAUUUUUAUGAAAAUAAAAAGAAAAAGAUUAAAAAAAGGGAUAAUAGUGUAUAUUCUUCUACAAUUAAGAAUAAAAAGAAGUUAUAUAAUGAUAAGAUACAUAAUGAUAAUUUAUGUAAUAAUACAUGUGUGUGUAUAAAAUCGAAAAGAACGUGCUCCUCUUUUAAAAUAAAUAAACAUGAAAAAAAAAUAAAGGAAAACUUCAAAUGUAACAUACAUAAAAAAUUAAAACAACGUGAUAAGAACUGGUUAUUUAAUAAUUACAUUUUUAAUGAUAAUUUUUUGGAUAAUGUAUUCGUUUUAAAACCUCCUAUGGAUGAAGAGGGGGAAAAAAAAAAUUAUGACAAGUUAAAACAUGAUACAUUUCCAUUAUUUUUAAGAAAAAGACAAAAAAAAAAAAAAUUAUUUCAAGCUCAGAAUUAUAUAUACUGGAACAUUUAUGAAUUAAAUUUAUUUUUUUUUUUGGUAGGGAUACCAAAAGAAAUAUUAGAGAUUUUUAUCAAUCAUCGUUUGGAUGGUUAUUGUUUAAAAUAUAUUGAUAAGAAGUUAUUAAAAGAAAUGAAAAUAGAAAAUAAAAUGAUGAGAAAAUAUAUAUAUUUGUGUGUACAAUAUUUAUUAAGAUUAAGAGAAAAAUAUAAAUAUAAGAAGAAAAGUAAUAAUAUAUUAAAUGAAAAAAUAAAUGAACAUUUUAUUUUAAAGAAAAACCAAUUACAUAUUUUAAAUUUAAUAGGUAGAGGAGGUUAUAGUAAUGUAUAUAGAUGUAUAUAUGGUAAUAAAAAUAUAUUAAGAAUAAAUAAAUUUUUUGAUAUACAUUAUAGUAUUAACAAUACAGCAUUAAAAAUAUUUUUAAAUAAAAAAAAAAAUAUAUUAGAAUAUUUUACAGAAUUAUUUAUUGUAUCUAAUUUAAGACAUCCAAAUGUUACCUUAUUUUUAGGAGCUAUAAAUAAUCCAAGAGCUAUAGUAUUAGAAUAUGUUCAAUAUGGAACUUUAUUUGAUAUUUUACAUAGAUAUAAAGUAAAAAUUAAAUUACAAGAUAUUAUUAAAAUAUCCAAAGAUAUAAUAGCAUUUAUGUCUUUUUUGCAUAAUAAAGGUAUUAUGCAUUGUGAUUUAAAAUCUUCAAACAUUUUAAUGUCUAUAACAAGAGAUAUUAAAAUAUGUGACUUUGGAUUAUCUGUAUUUAAUAAAUAUAACAAGCCUAAAUAUCUAGGUAUUGUAGGUACAUAUCAGUGGACAGCCCCUGAAGUAUUAAGAAGUGAAGGAUAUACAAAAGAAGCUGAUAUAUAUUCUUUUGGAGUCAUUUUAUGGGAAAUGAUUCAUAGAAAAAUUCCUUUUAGUGAGAUAAAAAAUCCUUUAGAUAUUAUAGCUCAUGUUGGAUAUACUAAUAAAAAAUUAAUUGUAACAGAUAAAAAUAUUCCAGACCAGUUAAGAUAUAUAUUGCAUUCAUGUUUACAUAAAAAUAAGCAUAAGCGAAAAUCUUUUUUAUUCUGGUCUGAAUAUUUUGAUUUGUUGUAUAAUGUUACAGAUAACCCAAAGGAGGAUUACACGAGUUUUUUUUUUGACUAG
Messenger RNA from Plasmodium adleri (nom. inval.), 3462 nucleotides. Its product is annotated as tyrosine kinase-like protein, putative. Bases 1 to 3462 code for a protein of 1153 amino acids. Gene Ontology annotation, molecular function: ATP binding; protein kinase activity. Lineage: Eukaryota; Apicomplexa; Aconoidasida; Haemosporida; Plasmodiidae. The transcript has a single exon. Gene Ontology annotation, biological process: protein phosphorylation. The record is from RefSeq and is a predicted model, not a curated record.